CUCUGAUGGCAGCGAAAAGGGAUUUCUUUGCAAAAUUCAAGCUUCUGCGAAUAUUUUCAACAGUUUCUGCCAUCAUGCUCCCACAUCUCUUUCUCCCACCAACCUGAGAAGUAUGAAGGCCUGGACAGUAAUGAAGUGCAUGGGACAAAAUCAAUGUUCUCUUCACUUAAGUGUGAAAGGGACACUGCACCUUGAUGAAAGCAUUCGUGGCAUGGAAAUUUGUGCCCUCUCUGUGGACACUCAGAAAUCCAAAUGUGUCAAUGUGAUAAUUUCCAGGAAUGUGCAUGUAAAACUUGCUGGAAGAAAGGUGAAAAUGCAGUUUAAUUGUUUUGAAGUCAGUGCAGGACAGCAUUUCUAUGUGACCAUGAGGACGAUUCCAAAUUACUGCGGAAUUAAAUUGAGUCAAGAAUAUGAUGUUGAGGACUGCAGAAACAUUGAUGUGGCAAGAAAUAUUCCCAUGUGUUUUGAUGGCAAAAUGACUUAUGAAGUGGACAGAGUCCAAAACAUAAUUUCCGUGAAUAUUUCUAAUCUUGUUCAAGGCACAGAUUAUUAUGUUCGUUUAUGCCGUCAGUGGUUUGUGUGCGAGGAUGAGGGGCCAGUUACCUUGAUUCAAAAGAAGGACACGGUGAAAUCAGUUUCUCUCCAGUACACGCAGGUGCUGCCUUGCCUGUGUAUUGAGGCAUGGCCAGCUAUCUCAGAUGCACGGAGAAUACAGAUAUGCCCAUUUAAAAACGGCAAGUGAAAUGCUCUUCUUACUUUUUUUGGGCGGUUAAUAGCCUGUUUGAGAAAUGCAUGCUAAUGGGAGGAUAAUAUCACAGCCAGCACCAUUUUCU
This is a messenger RNA of Pogona vitticeps (central bearded dragon), 833 nucleotides long. NCBI's taxonomy places the organism in Eukaryota, Metazoa, Chordata, Lepidosauria, Squamata, Agamidae. The record is from RefSeq and is a predicted model, not a curated record.